ACGCCUCUCUUCCUUGUACCUAUCCGUGGGGUUACACAUCUUGGAUGCUGGUGAGGAGAUGGCUGUGGAAUUGAUGAUGGGCUUUUCCGGCGAUAGUUUUACAACAAAAAUGCAAGAGACUGCUGUGAGAGAAGCGGCGACUGCUGGGAUCCAGAACGUUGAGGAGGUCAUAAAGCUACUGAAAAGAAAUCAGCUGCAGCAACAACAACAGUAUUAUCCUGAGUUAUCAUCCUCUUCAGCCGUUAAUAAUCCUCCGGCGACGGAUAAUAUUAUGGCUGUUACAGAUGCGGCUGUUAACAGUUUCAAAAAGGUUAUUUCUUUGCUGGGUCGCACCACAAGAACCGGCCAUGCUCGAUUUCGUAGAGCCCCCGUGUCUCCUGCUUCUGCUACUCAAGAACGGCCGAAGCAACCACAACCACAACCGCAGCAGCAGCAGCAACAAGUUCAAGAUCCAGGGCCUACUGUUCGACCUAUUAGUUCUCAGACAACAGAGCAAGGCUCUGCCUUUAGAGUUUACCAACCAACCCCAGUUCAUCGGCUUCCUCCCUUGCCCAAUACUCACGGCCACCAGCAGCAAAAGACUCCUCUUUUAGUUACAAAGAAUGGGUUUUCAGAAAGGAACGAGAUUCAGCCUUCUAUCAAUUUUUCAAAUUCACCUUCAAUCUCCGCCGCUACUUCUUUCAUAUCUUCUUUAACAGGGGAAACCGACAGUGUACAGCGAUCCAUGUCCUCUGGGUUUCAAUUUGCCCAACCCUCACAUGUUUCAUCUGCUGGGAAACCUCCUCUGUCUUCAGCUUCCCUUAAAAGAAAGUGUAAUUCCAUGGACGAUGCUGCUCUCAAGUGCGGUUCCUCUUCAGGUCGAUGCCAUUGCUCCAAGAAAAGAAAAUCAAGAGUGAAGAGAGUGAUUAGAGUGCCUGCAAUUAGUAAUAAGCUGGCUGAUAUUCCAUCUGAUGAGUAUUCCUGGAGAAAAUAUGGACAAAAACCCAUCAAAGGAUCUCCUCAUCCAAGGGGAUAUUACAAGUGCAGCAGCAUGAGAGGCUGCCCAGCAAAAAAACAUGUGGAGAGAGCUCUAGAUGAUCCCAUGAUGCUGAUUAUCACAUACGAAGGUAAUCACAAUCACUCCAACUCCAUCAACGAUGCACCAGCAGUUCGGGUUCUUGAAUCAUCUUGAAAAAUUUCAACUAAUCCAAGAGCUCAGCAAUGUUCUUUAUUAGUUUUAAAUCACAGCCGUUAAAUGAUACCAAUGAGGAGAUAGUCAACGCAGAGGGCCUAAGAAGAAAAAUGUAGAGAGUUCCUGUGCUUUGUCUUUUUUUUUUUUUUCCCUCCCCGAAGACUUUGUUUAUAAAUGAAAAAAAGAAAAGGUUAGGAAAGAGUAGAUAUGGUGGAUCUGUUGGGGAGUUGAAUCAUGCAAGUAGUGGAGAGUUUUUGUUUUGUUUUUUUAAUUUUUUUAUUCUCUUUUGAUGCUCAUAUAUAUAAAAAUAUACGGUGGUGGAUCUUGCAAGGCUGCCCACUUGAAAUUGUUCCA
Manihot esculenta (cassava) is the source of this 1525-nucleotide messenger RNA. RefSeq names its product probable WRKY transcription factor 7. The coding region runs from base 59 to 1171 and encodes 370 amino acids. The record is from RefSeq and is a predicted model, not a curated record. Gene Ontology annotation, biological process: regulation of DNA-templated transcription. The transcript has 3 exons. NCBI's taxonomy places the organism in Eukaryota, Viridiplantae, Streptophyta, Magnoliopsida, Malpighiales, Euphorbiaceae. Gene Ontology annotation, molecular function: DNA-binding transcription factor activity; sequence-specific DNA binding.